Molecule: messenger RNA, 2497 nt
Organism: Puntigrus tetrazona (Sumatra barb)
Lineage: Eukaryota; Metazoa; Chordata; Actinopteri; Cypriniformes; Cyprinidae
Gene: sstr1a
Product: somatostatin receptor 1a
Exons: 1
Coding region: 1048-2151 (367 amino acids)
Biological process (GO): neuropeptide signaling pathway; cellular response to estradiol stimulus
Cellular component (GO): neuron projection; membrane
Molecular function (GO): neuropeptide binding; somatostatin receptor activity
Source: RefSeq, a predicted model, not a curated record
AAAAUUAUAUUGACCACAUUUAAAAAAAACUGUAAUACCUCUUAAAGUUACAUUCACCAAACAGGAAUGUAUGUAUUUAUUUAUUCAUUGGUAAAAGCUUAGAUGAAAUGUAUUCACAUUUAAGUAUAAUUGUUAAUAUAUUUAUUUGUUUAUUGUAUUCGAACACCUGUUUUUUUUACCUAAACGAUAUAGUCCUUCAAGAAAAUGUAAGUUUUAACUGAAGCUGGAUUAUUUUCUUUAGCUUUGCAUCCAUCACUAGGUGGUGCCAGAAAUAAGCACAGAUGAGCUUUUUCUUAACACUCACGGUUGCAUUGUUGUUGUGCAGUAAAGGAAAACUAUGUAAAGACUAUGGCAACAGUCACAAAAGACGCCCAUAUCUGGGUUCAACUGAAUGACUUGAGCUUUAAAUUUGUUCCGUGGACCUUCUGUGAAAGGCCUGGCUUUGUCGCAGGAUGAAUAACACGUUUUAUUCCAUUUUAAAAGGAAAGGGCAUUAAGAAAGGCUAUGAAUUUUAAGCUCACCCGAGUGUGAAAACUAAGCCUGCCUGUUUUAGCCCUAAAAAGAGCAUCUGUGUGACUAUAUUUCUAGUAAAUAUAAUCAUAAACACAAUCAUUUCUAGAACAGUCGUGACAACGUCGAGGACAUGACCGUGAUGAAAUCUCCUCCAACGACAGGAAAGUUACAGGAAAAUGCAAGAAGAAAGACCAAACGUUUAAUGUGUUGCUUAGUUUUAAAAUUGAAAAUGAAAAUGUCUUGUUUUUAUGAUACCGAGCCGAUACCGACAUUGAAAAGAAGGUCUAGGAGUCGUCAAGAAACUAUUUUUGUUUCUCAGACACGCUCACAAACCCAUUAGGAGCCGAUGGCGUCACGCUGCACGUGUGACGUCUGUGAAUGUGAUGCAUGUGGCUGUGGAGUAACUGUCCAUGGUGCUGAAACCGCCGCAGCGUCGGGAUGCGCCUUCCGGACUCUCGCAACAUCGACGCGCGCAUUUUCUGAGCGCGUGUUCAUACACCCGAAAUCCGCAGCGAGGCUCGAAAUUGUGUCGGAAUGCUGCCCAACGACACCUUCAAAAACCUGGAGGAUGGUUUCUAUCUGUCAAACUCGUCCAGCAACGAGACGCAUAGCGGGGAUUCUCACGGCAGCAGCGCGAUCUUCAUCUCCUUCAUCUAUUCCGUGGUGUGUCUGGUGGGACUCUGUGGGAACUCGAUGGUGAUUUACGUGAUCUUCAGGUAUGCGAAGAUGAAAACUGCGACGAACAUCUACAUUUUGAACUUGGCGAUCGCGGAUGAGUUACUCAUGUUGAGUGUGCCUUUUUUAGUCACCUCUUCUUUACUUCACCACUGGCCCUUUGGUUCUCUCCUGUGCCGAUUGGUUUUAAGUGUUGAUGCCAUUAACAUGUUCACUAGCAUCUAUUGCCUGACUGUGUUGAGCAUCGAUCGCUACAUCUCCGUGGUGCACCCCAUAAAAGCAGCUCGGUACCGGAGACCCACCAUCGCCAAAAUGGUCAACUUGGGGGUCUGGAUGUUCUCCAUCCUGGUCAUCCUGCCCAUCAUCAUCUUCUCCACCACUGCACCCAACUCCGACGGAUCGGUGGCUUGCAACAUGCAGAUGCCCGAGCCCGAGCGUCAGUGGAUGGCUGUAUUCGUGAUCUACGCCUUUCUGAUGGGCUUUCUCUUUCCCGUCAUUGCCAUCUGCAUGUGCUACAUCCUCAUCAUAGUGAAGAUGCGGGUGGUCGCCUUGAAAGCGGGCUGGCAGCAGCGCAAAAAGUCCGAGAGGAAGAUCACGCUGAUGGUGAUGAUGGUGGUCACGGUGUUUGUGAUCUGCUGGAUGCCUUUCCACAUCGUGCAGCUGGUCAGCGUGUUCGUCCAGCAGCACAACGCCACUCUCAGUCAGCUGGCUGUCAUUUUGGGAUAUGCCAACAGCUGCGCCAACCCCAUCCUGUACGGAUUCCUGUCAGACAACUUCAGACGCUCCUUCCAGAGGAUUUUAUGCCUGCGCUGGUGGGAUAACGCCACGGAGGAGCCCAUAGAUUACUAUGCCACGGCUCUGAAGAGUCGAGGAUACAGUGUGGAUGACUUUCAGCCGGACAAUCUGGAGUCGGGCAGCACGUACAGGAAUGGCACCUGCACAUCUAGAACUACAACGCUGUAGGACUCGGUAUUACAGCAUAAAAAUUGUUGUCAUUGCAGUAUGUGUUUUGUGCUGAAAUGUAUUGGUAAGGCUUCAUAACAACCUUCGUUAAUGCCAUUAUUAGAUUAUAUAAUGCUCAAUCAGAAGUGAAUGUGCAUUUUAAUGUGCACUAUGAAUGCGCAUGAACUUUUACGCACAUUAUAUAAUGCUUUGAAUGGCUUAUUAAUGAAAGUUGUUAUUAAGUGUGUCGAUGUGGGGGGAAAAAAUGUGUGACGUUCAGAUAAAAAAAACUAAAGAAAAGAAAUAUCCGCCGCCAAAUAUUUAGUUGUUUAUUUUGAAAUUGAAUAAAACCUGGGGAAAUCGUUCA